Neofelis nebulosa (Clouded leopard) is the source of this 3279-nucleotide messenger RNA. RefSeq names its product calcium/calmodulin dependent protein kinase II alpha (gene CAMK2A). Lineage: Eukaryota; Metazoa; Chordata; Mammalia; Carnivora; Felidae. Gene Ontology annotation, molecular function: ATP binding; calcium/calmodulin-dependent protein kinase activity; calmodulin binding. The transcript has 19 exons. Gene Ontology annotation, cellular component: cytoplasm; neuron projection. Bases 170 to 1639 code for a protein of 489 amino acids. Gene Ontology annotation, biological process: protein phosphorylation. The record is from RefSeq and is a predicted model, not a curated record.
AGCAGCCACAGUGCCCUGCUCAGAAGCCCCGGGCUCGUCAGUCAAGCUGGUUCUUGGUUCGCGCUCGGCAGCGCAGGCAGGCGAGUGGUCCCCAGUUCCGGGUGCAGAGCAGCAGCGCCCCAGUCCUGGUCCUCCAGCCCCAAGCCUCGCCUGCCCUCCCAGCGCCAGGAUGGCCACCAUCACCUGCACCCGCUUCACAGAAGAGUACCAGCUCUUCGAGGAACUGGGAAAGGGAGCCUUCUCGGUGGUGCGCAGGUGUGUGAAGGUGCUGGCUGGCCAGGAGUAUGCUGCUAAGAUCAUCAACACCAAGAAGCUGUCGGCCAGAGACCAUCAGAAGCUGGAGCGUGAAGCCCGCAUCUGCCGCCUGUUGAAGCACCCCAACAUCGUCCGGCUCCACGACAGCAUCUCUGAGGAGGGACACCAUUACCUGAUCUUCGACCUGGUUACUGGUGGGGAGCUGUUUGAGGACAUCGUGGCCCGGGAGUAUUACAGUGAGGCUGAUGCCAGUCACUGUAUCCAGCAGAUCCUGGAGGCUGUGCUGCACUGCCACCAGAUGGGUGUGGUGCACCGGGACCUGAAGCCGGAGAAUCUGCUGUUGGCUUCCAAGCUCAAGGGCGCCGCGGUGAAGCUGGCGGACUUUGGCCUGGCCAUAGAGGUGGAAGGGGAGCAGCAGGCAUGGUUCGGGUUCGCAGGGACGCCUGGAUACCUCUCCCCGGAAGUGCUGCGGAAGGACCCGUAUGGGAAGCCUGUGGACCUGUGGGCCUGUGGGGUCAUUCUGUACAUCCUGCUGGUUGGGUAUCCGCCAUUCUGGGAUGAGGACCAGCACCGCCUGUACCAGCAAAUCAAAGCCGGCGCCUAUGAUUUCCCGUCACCAGAAUGGGACACUGUCACCCCGGAAGCCAAGGAUCUGAUCAAUAAGAUGCUGACCAUCAACCCAUCCAAACGCAUCACGGCCGCCGAGGCCCUCAAGCACCCUUGGAUCUCGCAUCGGUCCACUGUGGCCUCCUGCAUGCACAGACAGGAGACCGUGGACUGCCUGAAGAAGUUCAACGCCAGGAGAAAACUGAAGGGAGCCAUCCUUACCACCAUGCUGGCUACCAGGAACUUCUCUGGAGGGAAGAGCGGAGGAAACAAGAAGAAUGAUGGUGUGAAGAAAAGAAAGUCCAGUUCCAGCGUUCAGUUAAUGGAAUCUUCAGAGAGUACCAAUACCACCAUUGAGGAUGAAGACACCAAAGUGCGGAAACAGGAGAUUAUAAAAGUGACAGAGCAGCUGAUCGAAGCCAUAAGCAAUGGAGAUUUUGAGUCCUACACGAAGAUGUGUGACCCUGGGAUGACAGCAUUCGAACCUGAGGCCCUGGGGAACCUGGUCGAGGGCCUGGACUUCCAUCGAUUCUAUUUUGAAAACUUGUGGUCUCGGAACAGCAAGCCCGUGCACACCACCAUCCUGAACCCCCACAUCCAUCUGAUGGGUGACGAGUCGGCCUGCAUCGCCUACAUCCGCAUCACGCAGUACCUGGAUGCAGGUGGCAUCCCCCGCACAGCCCAGUCGGAGGAGACCCGUGUCUGGCACCGCCGGGAUGGCAAAUGGCAGAUCGUCCACUUCCACAGAUCUGGGGCGCCCUCCGUCCUGCCCCAUUGAAGGACCGGGCCGGGGGCCCUGUACCGCAGAGAUGUUCUCUUCGUUCACGGAAUGUGGCUGCUGGUUCUCCCACUUGGAUUUGGCUGGAAUUCCCCCAAUCGCAUCACCCCAUCCCACCACCAUCACCAUCACCACCACCGCCACACCUGCAUCAAGAAAACCUGUCUGUCCACAAAAGUUAUCACGACUUCAGAGCAAAUAGCCACAUCUCCCUGCCACCACCUGUCACUCUCCUGCCAGGGCGAGGCUUCCUUGGGCCUGGGUGCCCUGGGUGCUCUGGGUGCUGGCUCUGAGGACCCCCCCCCACCCCCCCCGCUCCUGGCUGUCGCUAGCCUGCUCUUGCCUUGGCUAUAGGCCAGAAUGCCCAGCUGUGUGUCCCCCAGGGGCUGAGGAAAAAGAGGGACAGAAUCAGGAGGAAUGUGGAUCUGCCCCCACCUUUUGCUGUCUCUCUCCUUCCAGGGUCCCCCUCAACCCCUGAGCCAGCCUCCCCUGUGGGAGAGGGUGAGAGAGGAGCAGACACCAGGAGUCCCCACCUGACACUGCCUCCCUAGCUCUUCUCCCAUCCUGUCCCCUCCUCCUGUCCCUGCGGACCCUUCCCCUCAGCGUGUGGAGCACAACCGUCUCAGGGUGCCCUCACUCUUCUCCUCCGGCUGAUGUUCACCUCCAACAGUAACUCCCAUUCCACCCCUUCCAUCAGCCCUGGAGAAUUCCAGCUCCGUCACAUCUGAGGGAGAGAAUCUGAUUGCUUUUUGGGGGCAAAGAAGGCAACAUUUAGGUAUCACUUCUACUUGGACCGCAUGCCUUUUUAUAGCCAAACUUCUGUGUGUUUCCUAAAUGGAUUUUGCGUUCCUGGAUAUCUAUGUGAUAACUAAACCUCUCAAAUUAUUGUGGGGAAGGUCAGGUUGGGUUGGGAAGGGAUGUGGGAAGAGGGAUGAGGGGUAGUUUUUUUUCUGUUCUAGGUCUCUUUCUUUCUUCUUCUUCUUCUUUUUUAAUGUCAUCUCUGAGAUGGACUUUGUCACCCGUGGUUAUCUGGGGUCGAGGUGGACUCAGUCCCCGGGGAUGGAAGGGUGCGGGAGGUAGGGGGAAGAGGGGCUCAUUGACAUUUUGGUCCUAAGGUUCCUUUUCAGGACUGUAGAAACACCAGAUGUUAGAGCUAAGAAAUAGCAAAUCAGGGCAGAGAGAGCCGGUGGGGGGUGGGGGUGGGGGCGGGGGGAGGUUGUCAAGACGGAAAUUAUCUUUUUUUUUUUUCUUUUUUUUUCUUGCCUCCCAAACUGAGGUUCCUACUACGACGCUUCCCAGCUUCCCCGGAUUUCAUUGCACCGCAUCUAUGUGCCCUCUCAGCCCCUCCCCCAGUCUUUGGGGGUUCACGAGCAUGUGUCUCCAUUGCCUCUCCCCUCUGUAUCUGCUGGUCCAAGCAGAGCACUGGAAUUUCUCCUCUUCACGCCUCGUCCUGCAGCCGUGGGUUCGAAUCUCUUUUUUUUCCUUUCUCUUCCCCUCUUCCCCUGGGAUUGACUCUGAUGUGGAAUGCCUUGGCACAUCCACUAGCAUCUACUGUCUGCACUGUUUUCUUUGCAUGACUUUAUAUGCAGUAAGUACGUCAAAAAAAAAAAAAAAAAAGAAAAGAAAAGAAGAAAAAACAC